CUUUGUUCCUGUCUAUCAUUCGUUCCUGCAAUCUUCCAGAGCAGAAAAAGGUUUGUUCUGCGCUACUUGUGUGCUAAGCCCAAGUGGAGGAAAUGGGCAAAUUGAACAUCUGUUUGAAAUGGAGUUUCAUUUGCGUGAUAGUUGUAAUUGCGCUUAUCAGUCUCCUGCUGUUGGGAUCGGCUCUUCUUUUGCAUGGAGCCUUACUUAAUCGUGAAGAGGAGGAUGGUGCGAUUGUAGGGGUGCUUUUCUUGUAUGGAUUUACUACCAUAACACUGGUCCUUGUCAUCUUUGGUGGGAUUGGGGCGUUGAAAAAAAUGAAGUGGGCAUUGAUAGUGUUUGCAGUUGGAAUGAUCAUAAGCGUCCUGUACAUGGUUGGAUCUGAAAUUACUAUGCAGGUUAUGAAAACCGAGUUAAGAAAUCACUUGAGGGAUCACUACCUGACCUCCUUGUCUCCAAGCAAAGCCAAUGAAAGUUCAUUAGGCAUCCUCCAUCACGCGCAGAGCAAUUGGCACUGCUGUGGGUUGGAACAGGGCUACAUGGACUGGGAAAACAACAUUCCGGAAUCUUGCUUGUGUGACAGAGAGUCCACAAAUCAAUGUGUUGCUGCUCCAAAAGGCAGUUACCAGUUUACGGUGGAACGUGGUAUGAAAGGACAGUCCGUCAUGAUAUACGCAAGGCCUUGUCUUUCAACCAUAAUUGAGAACAACAUGUAUCACAUCAAUAUACUGUCAGGCAUCAGGGUGGGAUUCAUAUUGUUAUGGAUGUUGUCAAUAGGGCUAUGCAUUGCCAUUCUGUGUCAAGAAAAUAAGAAGCUGGAAACUCCUGCUGUGGUCUACAGUAAGGAAGCAAAAGCAGGGAACUACAGCUGUCUUAUAGAGUCUGAACAUGUCUGAUUUCUGUGCUUUUAUCUCUAUUUCUUCUACACACGGCUUAAGUCAGAUUAUGAAAUACUUUUUAAUAUUAAAUUAACAUGAGAUUUAUAGAAAUUGUGUGUGCAGAUUUAAAAUGUCCUUUUAUUACAUGUUAUGUCAGGAAAAGGCACAGUGCUUCUUCAUUUAUAAAACACGGGGAGGGCUAACCCACUCACCCGCCUUCAGGUUUUGUUAAUAAAUUUUUUCUCAUCUAAUUUAGAUUUCACAACCUUCGUUUAAAUGAAAGGAAAACGUUCUUUAACUACAUGUUAUGCAUUUUUACCCCCAAAUAGCAAAGGGGGAUAGUUUAGGGUUAAAAGUGUCUUGUUAAUGUUUAAUUCAUUAAUCUUUGUUGUUUUACCUAUACCACUUGAUGUUUCAGUAACUUAAGUUUUUUUUCCAAUUUGUUAUAUUCUCCCUACAUGCUUGGCUUAGCAUAAAACACUGUAUUUGAUGUGCGUUGUUCUAAUUUUUACUCACUAAUUGUCUGAAUGUUUGAAAAUGACCCACCCCAGCUGUAAGGUGCUCAUAUACUAAAUAAAAGAUCAUUAAAUUGC
Molecule: messenger RNA, 1468 nt
Organism: Fundulus heteroclitus (mummichog)
Lineage: Eukaryota; Metazoa; Chordata; Actinopteri; Cyprinodontiformes; Fundulidae
Product: tetraspanin-8
Exons: 9
Coding region: 93-893 (266 amino acids)
Cellular component (GO): membrane
Source: RefSeq, a predicted model, not a curated record